Molecule: messenger RNA, 4500 nt
Organism: Rattus norvegicus (Norway rat)
Lineage: Eukaryota; Metazoa; Chordata; Mammalia; Rodentia; Muridae
Gene: Zyg11a
Product: zyg-11 family member A, cell cycle regulator
Source: RefSeq, a predicted model, not a curated record
UGCGCUCUCCUCCUGUGCUCCGCGGCGCGACGUCGGCGUCCGGGCUCGCGCGAGCGGGGGCGUCAUGGUCCACUUCUUGCACCCGUUGCUGUGGCCGCGGACCCUCGUCCUGCCCUACGCCCAGCAGGACGCGCAGGGCCACUGCUUGGUGCAGGAGGAAGCAUCGCCCUACCCUUUGGUCAACAUCUGCAUGGAUGUCUUAAUCGCCAAAUUGGACAAAUGGUGUUCUAAAAGACCUGAUGGAACACUGUGUCUUCCAGAGCAUUGGUAUUUCCCUCACGAAAUAGCUGAUAAAUUCCUUGAGAGGAUGGCUUGGCAAGGCAAGCUGACCGACAGGACAGCAAGCAUUUUCCAAGGCAAGCAGGUGAGCCUGAAGCUGAUGAACAUUCGGAGAGUCAAACUCUCGGCAGCAGCCUUCACACAGGCCUUCUGCCAUCACAAGCUCACCGAAGUGGAUGCCACCUCAGUGGACUCCCAGCUUCUCGCCCCAGACAUCGUCCACGCUCUCCAGGGCAGUGCCUGGAUCCAGAAAAACCUUCAGUGUCUUGUGUUAGACUCGGUUAGCGUCCCUCAGAACUCAGGGCUACUAGCCUUGGGUCAGUUCACCGGCCUUCACACCUUGAGCCUUGCCAAUGUGUCCUUUCGCAAUGAAGACCUAGUUGGCGUUUCUCAGUUACCCAGCCUGGAAAGCUUGGAUAUCUCCAAUACUCUGGUCACCGACAUCUCCGCACUCCUCUCCUGUAAGAACCGGCUCAGGUCCCUCACCAUGCACUAUCUGAAGUGCCUGGCCAUGAACAACCCACAGAUUCUCGACGUUAUCCGUCAGCUGAAAUGCCUGCUUCACCUUGAUAUUUCUGACCACAGGCAGCUCAAAUCAGACCUGGCUUUUUAUUUGUUACAGCAGAAGGACAUCCUGCCCAACCUCAUAUCCCUGGAUAUUUCGGGGGGCACUGACAUCACUGAUCAAGUUGUGGAGUCCUUUCUGCAGCACCGGCCUGCCAUGCGAUUUGUGGGACUCUUGUAUACAGAUGCUGGUUACUCUGAUUUCUUUAUGGGAAGGCAGGACUUGAAGGUUGCUGGAGGAGCCAACAUGAGUCAGAUUUCUGAAGCACUGAGUCGGUACAGGCACCGGUCAUGUUUUGUGAAGGAAGCGCUCUAUAGGCUCUUCACGGAAACACUUUCCUUGCGGGUCAUCCUGCCUGUCGUGCUAAAGCUUGUGGCUAUAGGAAUGAGGAACCAUCCGUUGGAUCUGCCAGUGCAGUUCACAGCCAGUGCUUGUGCCCUCAACCUAACACACCAGGGCCUGGCCAGGGGAAUGCCUGUUCGCCUGUUGUCAGAGAUCACCUAUCUACUUUUCAAAGCAACGAAAAAUUUCCCCUACUACCAACAGUUACAGAAGAAUUGCCUUCUCUCCUUAACCAGUUCCAGGAUUCUUAUGGACGUUCCAUUUGACAGGUUUGACGCUGCCAGGCUUGUUCUGAGGUGGGUGUGCAAGCGUGAGAGCCCAAAGAUGCAGAUGAUGGCAGUGAGCAUCACCUCCAUCCUAGCCCUGAAGCUCUCACCUGAGGAGAUCGAACAGUUCCAGGAGGAGCUUGCUUUAGCAGUCAAGGAACUUCUAACAAUCAUCAGACAAAAGAUGGCUGAGAAUUUAAAUGAUGUCACCCUCUUGUUUACUCUGAAAGCGCUUUGGAACCUUACGGAUGAGUGUCCAUUGGCCUGCAAGUACUUUAUUGAAAAUGAAGGAUUAGCAACCAUCGUCCAAGUCUUAGAGACAUUUUCAGUGUCUGCAAUACAGAGCAAAGUGCUUGGACUUUUGAACAACAUGGCUGAAGUCAGAGAGCUCUCUCCCGCGCUGGUGACAGAAGAUUUGAUGGAACACACCGUCAGUUUGCUCCACAGCAGCGACAUAGAAGUGAGCUUCUUGGCUGCAGGAGUAAUAGCCCACCUGACCUGUGACAGACAGCAAUGGCUAUCCCACAGCCCGCGAAGGCGUGCUCUUCUCCAGGACUUGCACUUAACCAUCCAGAACUGGCCAAGUUCACGGUGUGACAUGUCAGCAUUGGUGACCUACAGAUCUUUCAAAGCAUUUCCCCCACUCCUUGUCAACUUCUCUCAGCCAGAAGUUCAGCGCUGGGCACUGUGGGCCAUACAUCAUGUUUGCAAUAAAAACCCUAGCAAAUACUGCAAGCUGUUGUUAGAGGAAGGAGGACUUCAGCUCAUGUACGACAUCCAGGAGCACGAUCAGGCCAGUGCCCAGGUGAGGCAGAUGGUGUCCUCCAUCCUGAAGGAGUUCAGGAUGCACUUCACAAGCUUCCGGAGACCCCCACAACCCCAGCGCCCUUUUUGACCUAGGGCCCUUUUGCGGGUGCUGCUUCUUAAAGACAGGACUUUCGUCUCUUGAGUAAUGGGAUUUUGAAACCAGUUUUUGGUUUACCAGUUGUUGGCAUUUAUUAACUGACUGUCUUUUGCUUUUCUCUGUGGCAAAAAGAUUGGGUCCUUGGCUGGGCAGUGGGAGGCAGAGAGACAGGUGGAUCUUAGUGAGUUCAAGCCCAGCCAGGACUACACAGAGAAACCCUGUCUUGAAAAAACAAGAAAUGAUUGGGUCCCUCUUAUUCCUUCAGAACAGGGGAGAAAACUUUAGGGAGACCUUGGUGUUGUUCAUUUCCUCAGCUGCUCCAGGUUAGCAGUGGCUGAGUCUGGCCUUGAGCGCAGCAAUGCUACUGCUUCAGUGCUGGGGCUGCCAGCAUGAGCUGCCAGACCCUGACAGCUUUAACUUUCUUUUGUUUCUCCUCCAAUCUGAGGAAUCAGAUCAUUGAGUGUGUGUGUGAACAUGUGGGGUUGAAGUGCAGGCCUGGGGCUGAGGACUGAAGUGAGAGAAAAGAGUACAUUGGAAAUCCUCACUUUGGAAAAGCUAUGUCCAAAGCUGAGAGAAAGAUGAAGGGCCCCAGAAAGGCUGCAGAACAUUUCAGUGGAUGCUUUUCCUAAUGUGGACACAAAAGGGGGUGGUUUUAUGAGAACCAGCCCUGGCAGUAAUGAACACCAUCUGCAGUUGUGCCCUGCAGAACCAUUGAGAAAGUAAAUAGUAAAUUCCUCUUUGGAUAUUAGAGAGCUUUUUUCUUUAGAUUCUCUUCUCUCUCUCUCUCUCUCUCUCUCUCUCUCUCUCUCUCUCUCUCUCUCUGUGUGUGUGUGUGUGUGUCUGUGUGUCUGUGUGUCUGUGUCUGUGUCUGUGUCUGUGUGUUAGUGGCCUGCAUGUUUGGGCACCAUGUGUGAGUCUGGUAUUCACCAAGAUCAGAAGGCAGUGGAUCCACUAGAACUGGAGUUAGGAUGGCUGGGAGCUACCACAUGGGCAUUGGGAACCAAACCCCAGUCCUCUGAAGAGCAGCGGAUGAACUUAACUACUGAGCCAUCUCUGUAGGCCCCUGGGUAUUAGAGUUUUGUGCCUUUAGCUAGUGUGGUACGGACCUAAGACAUUACUCUGUGCACGUGUGUUUGUGUUACAUCCAUGCGUGCGUCCAAGUAAAUGCCUGCAGAGGCCAGAAGAGCAUUGAAUUUGGAGCUAGGGUUACAGACAGUUGUCAGCUGGGCUGGGGACCAAGCUUGGGUCCUCUGCUCGAGUAGUAAGCACUGUUACUCACUCACUCUUACCCAUCUUUCUGGCCAAGUCUCUUAACUGGAGUUGUAGCGUAAGCCCUCUCUGAGCAUCAGUUGAGGAAGGAACUCAUUCUUAACUAUUCCAAGCUACAGUCCCAGCAAUGAGAAGGAACAGGUAGAUGGAUCUGAAGUUAAGGCGCCUUGGCUACAUAUCACCUUGCUUCUGCUCUUCACUGCCUCAGAUAAUAAGGUUCUUAGUUUGUGAACCUGGGUCCUAGUACCUGGGAACACUGUAUUCCCUUUGCUAGCGGGAAGGUGUGAAUGGGGGUAUCUGGUAUAGUCUGUUGGCAUUUCAUCUAGGCGCCUCCCCACAGUUGCCUGGCAACAGCCAGGUGUGCCUGACUCACUAUAAAAGGGGCUGCUUGCCCCCUCCUCUCUCUCCUGCUUUUGCCCCUUACCCUCUUUCCCCAACCCCCUCCCCUCUCUCCACAUGCUCAUAGUUGGCCUUUACUUCCCUACUCUGUCUUUCUCUGUUACCACCUCAACUCCCCUCCCCAUGCUCUAAUGAACUCUAUUCUAUACUGUACCUGGUACCUCAGGGAGAAGGGAUGCCUCAGCAUGGGCCAUCGGAGGCACCCACUUGCCCCAAACCACUGUCCACCAAAGCACAUUCCUUCUCUCUCUUUUUUAUAAAACACAACAACAGCAUCUGUCUAAACUGGUACUGUUUUUUCCCCAACAGUCUUCCAUUGUCCCAACCUAUGCUUCUGUGACUCCAGACCAGGGUUGUGCUGAGGAUGCUCACCAGAGCUCAGGUCUUGGUAGAAGAUGAGGCAGGCACUUAGGUGUGCAGAGGUCUGAGGAGCUUGUUACCUUCCACCUCACCUUUGCUCGAGCUAAUGCAAAUGC